UCGUCGUCUGUUCGUUUAGUUUGGAUGUUGUGUGAAAUAACUUCGCUUCUCGUCGCUCGGUUUUAUGAUUUCUUUCAAUUUUUCUAACACUCCAAAGUAAUUUUUGAUAUGUUUUCUCCAACUAUAAUUUAAACGAUAUUCAAGUGCGUGCGCGUGUGUCUUACAUAUUUUCUCGCUACGAACCUCGCAACUUUCGGUGUAUUUAAUUUGAAUGGAAAUAAUCAUUAGAAAUACUACUAGAAACGAGGAAAAUUGUGUCGCAACAAAUGUGCGUGAGCAAUAGUUAAUCCCUAGUGUGCGUUGCAGGGGCAAAUAUUGACAGCUGUCACCUGUCGCGAAAUCGUGGCAGUUGUCGGUGCCGCAGCUGCCAGCUAGCAGUGCAGUCGUAGUACUCACCGCGUCCAGCAUUUCUGCAAUUGUUGCAUAUUUUGCCGGCAAACGCGCAACAUUCUCAACAUUAACGACCGGUCAGACCCCCUAGACGUGCAUACACAUACAAACAUAAGUGUAGCGCAUACAAUAAAUAAUAAACGUCAGCUGGUCGCUGCGCUGCCGCUGCACUUUGUACGUAGUGCCGUGUUACCCUCCCCCUUUUUGUGCUGCAUUUUGUAACAAGUAAGUGUCGGUGUGUUCGUUUUGUGUCGGCAAUUCGUUGUGCUUCAUUUUGCGUUGCAGUUGUUGAAUUUAUUAUUACACAGCAAAAAAGUAAACUCAAGAGGCAAUAAAAAAGUAAAAAAAAGUCGCAAAGGCAAAAUCGAAAAAACUACUUACAACGCGUACGCGAAUAAAUUCAUUAUAAUUCAUCAAAAUCAAGUGAACAACAACGAAGAAAAGUUAAUUAUCGUGCAUAUUCGCCCUUUUGGAUUGCUGUGCUUGUUGUUGGCGAGACCCGGGAGUCACAAGCCAAAGGCCGGCCAGCUCAAGUAAUGAGCCGCCAUUGUAUGCGUUUAUCGCAAAUGAAGUGUGUGUAAAAUGGAAAUUAUUUAUUUGUGGGCAAAUGUGCUUAUUAAAUGCUGAAUUGUUGCAGAAAUUUACGCUAAAUUGUGAAAGUGUUGAAUUGUGAGCGAUAAGCGAAGAUUUAUUGCAAAGAAAUUGUUCUGCAAGUUACUGCAUGCACAUACAUGAAUAUACAAAUAUUGUUGUACGCGAUAAAUGCAAAUAGGCUUAAUAAGUGAUUAUAAAAUACAGAAAUUCUUGUGCUAAUUAUAGUAAUACAAGUGAAUUUUAAGAAAUUUAAACGAAGGCAAACAAGUUUAGAAGAAAAUUUGUUAAAAAUCACAUUUCAACUCACAGCGUCGUAAUUUUUGAGAGUCACUACAAACGCGACGCAGCGCGGAGGCGCAGCCACUACUGCAACGAGACACGACGCGCCUGGCCGCUUGGAAGGCGCACAAAGGCACAAACAAGUGUUUUCAGGCGCGCGCGUAGCCAAGAAACUCAAAGAAAUUCGAGUCAUAGCCACAAAGUGUUGCGGACCGAGGUGCGCCGUGUAACCAAAUAAAGACGCAGUCAAAAUAUAUAACACAUUUUUCCUGCAAAUGCAAAAAAAGCUUGUAAUAAUAAGCAAAUAAAUCGCAUGAAGCGCGCCUGCCGAGCGCACAGUCCUUGCAAGCAGAAGCGCAGUCUAGCAAUACACAGUUGCUUAUUGCUGAAUUUGAUACUGUGAGGCAGCUAGCGCGUGCGUGAGUGCGCGUGUACUUGCGGCAAACGCCCCACUCUCCAAACGCGGACGAGCGGACGAGUGCGCGGCGCGUUAAUCACGCGCAAACACAUGAAAUUCAACUAAAGUAAUUUGUACUUGAAAAUCGCGCAAGUGAAAUCCGUGAAAUUGAAUUCGUGCCUAUCAGCGGAAAGAUGCUGGAGCGGCGACGCGCGAAUAGCAACCGCGAGUGUUGGGAAUGAAAACAGUUGAACUCACCGCCAACAGAUACAACAGCGACUGCGGCUGUGGCUGUUAUAAAGAAAAACAAAUUUCAUAAUUCGCCUGGUGGCUAUGACUGGCCGCUGCAACAACAACAAUAAAUGUUAUACUAGCGCUUCUUACAACGAAGAACAGCAGCGCAGCCCAUUAGACGCGGCGGAAAUUUAGUAGCAAAGCAAUUUUUCCUCUUCUUUUUGGUGUUGUUGGUGUUUUUGCGCUCACUAAUCGAUCGCGCGCGCACACAACAAAAAAUCGAAAAGCUAUAAAAGCAAAAAUCAAAACGAAAGCAAAAAAGAACGAAACGAAAUCUUAAUAAAAAGCAUAGAAAUUGAGAGAAUUGAAUUGGUAGCGGCGCAUAAUUGCCUGAAACGGCCGACUCGACCGGAAAAUCAAGCAGGCACCGAGGCGUACAGCAGCCCUAGCAGUAGCAGCAGCACCAGCAGCGUUAGUAGCGUUAGCUCCAGCACGAUGUUGGCCGGCAUAAGGAAGCGUCUGGCGCGCAAAACACUAGAUAUAAAAGAAGAAGAUGACGAUAAAGACGACAUACAGGCGUUUUCUCCACCAACGAAUUACAUAACGAUAUCUCAAGGAAAAAUUCAGCUAGUACACCAACAACGCUCGCAGGAAAGUGAUAUUUCCGAUGCGCAAAAUCGAAAAGAUCGGGAGGUACUGGAAAAUCGGAUUGUCGAACUAGAAGAAGCGCUUUCCCACUUGCAGGAAAGAUUUAAUAAUAGUCAUUGUGUGUCGCCAACGUUCGAGAAAGAGCUGCGAGAGCAAUUGGAUAACAUGAAUCGUGUAAUAAAAUCGAAAGAACGGAAGCAAAAACAAACAUGUCCAGGACACAAAACACUCCAGACCCGCAUCACCCACCAAGAGACACUCCUACGUUCCAUGCAACAAGAGAAUUACACGCUCAAACGCAGCAUACGUCAUUACGAACGUUGUCUGGACGAUGUAAUGCGCAAGGUAGUGGAUGCCAUUGUCGCAGAGGAUAUACUACGCGAAGAGGUCACCAUGCUUAAGAAUCGGGUACGCGAUUUGGAAGCGCAAAAUGCGGCGCUCUCAGCAAGUCCGGCAAAGGGACGUGACGAAGGCUACUGUACGAUGAGCAGCGGACAACCGCAGCCAUCGAAUGGACAUCUGGAAGAUUUGCCGGAGGAGCCCGAACAAUGGCUACUGCCGGCCGAACCGUGUUCGACUGAAAUGGAAGACUGGAGCAUGUCGCAAGAGGAGUUGCCUGUAGUGACGCUGGACGACGGACAGCAACUUAUGCGCGGCGGACGUUUGUUGACCAAUUUGAGGCGACAAAAUGGUGAAAACGAGUGGAUGUGGAAUUCGAAUGAUUUUCUCACAUCGACCACUGCGGAAACGGACUCGGAAUCCGAGGCGAUAUCACAAUUGCUGCAACAAAAGAUUGUUUACUCCGAAGAUGAAGACAUUGCGCGCACCGAAUUCACCAACGAGUUCUACAAACUUGUCGACAUACGUUCGGCUUCGGCGCGCAGUCUCUUCUCCUACAUCGAGGGCGAAACCGACGAUGAGGACGACGACGACGAAGAAGACGAAACGUCUAGUUUGUCGAAGCGACGUAUACGGCUGCGCAGUAAAAUCGCAUUAAAUGGCAAUCGACUGAAAGCGGCCAGCCCGACGCCAAGCGAGGCGGGACGCGCACAAGUGACCAGCUGUUCGUCCAGUGAAUCGGACGAACAAUCGCGUUGUACGACAACGCAACACGAACUGAACGGCAGCACUAUCGAAGGCGGCAUCGAAGAGGAAAUGGACACACAAUUGUGUGGCAACGAAAGCAGUGAUAUCGAAAUCGAAGACUUGCAACUGGAAAACGAAACGUUGCACAAGCUAAACGAACAAGAAUGCAUUGAGGCGAUUAUACGCACGGAACUGCGUCGACCCAACACCAACAGCCCCGCGCUACCGAUGGUCAAAUCCAAAUCGAUGUUGCACAAAACCGAAAACGACUUGAACGGACUGCUGCGCAACGCGGCAAACACGAACGGCAACGACGCCAAGCCGCCGCGUGUGGUGCGCAGCGAAAGCGUGAACGGCGCAAUCGUCGGCGGCAGCGGUAACGGUAGUGGCGGCGCGAGUCGCGGCGGCUCCGCCAGCGCGCACAAGUUGCAAGAACGUCUACAACAGCGGCCGGCCAACUCGUGGCGCAAAAGCAGCGGUUGGAAGCGCAUACCAACAACACCGACCGGUUCGCCCACAGCGCCGUUGUCACCGAAAAAGGAAGUGAAAACGGAGAUUGUGCGCAACUGUGUGAACGGCUUGCCGAAAAUACCGCCGACGCGUAUACCAACCAGCGUGCAACAACAAUCGCCGCCAUCGCCAAAGCAAAACCAAAACGCGCCAAUGCAAUUUGGCGAUACACAAACGCAACAACAACAACAACAGCCAAUACGAAAAUCAAAAAUUCCUCCACCGGUCCCCGUGCGUCGUUCUUAUGCGAGCUAGCCAAGUGCGGUUGAGGGUAUAAAAUAAAGUAAUAAUAACAACAAACAAACAAAAACAAUAAAAAUGAAAUUGAACCGUUAUAGUAUAUCAUGCCGUUACGGUUGAAGCGAAAUCCACAAGUUAAUUAAUUUAAGCAAAAUUUAUAUAAAAAAAGACUUAUAUGUGAUAUUUGAGCGAAGAAAGAGUACGCAAAAGUAGUUCUAAAAACAAAAACAAUAAAAACAAAUUGUUGUAUAAACACGUAGUAGUAACAAUGAAAUAACACCAAAAGUGAAACUAACUGCCUACUCCACAAAAACUAAACAAAAACACUAACUAACAACAACAAAUAAUUGUAAUAAUUAAUACCGUAAUUUUGAAAAAAAAAAUCAUUUCAAUAUUAUAAAAAUUAAAAUUAUAUGGUAUUUCGGCGUAAAAAAAUUCAAUGCGAAAUUCAAAAAUUUUUUUUUUUCAACAUCAAGUCAAAAAUCGUACGCAAAUCAAGAAAUAUAAAAAUACACUGCCUGCAAAUUGUCUGUACUACGAGUUUAUAAAAAGCAUAUAUUGUAGUUAUCACUUUUUAUAUAUGCAUUUACAUACAAUAUAUACAUAUAUUUAUGUAUGUAUCUAAAAUAUUGAAAUUAAGAUAAGUGGUUUCCACUAUUUUCACCACACUCCCUCGUUUUGUGGGGAGUGCUCACAUUUGGUUGCAGAAUAGCGAAAGCCAGCGUAGUUGUGACACAUGCUUUCAACUCACCGACAUACCUAUCAGUUAAUUCCGUUCUAAUGUACAGUUUUUUCCUCGGUACAGGAAUAAAUGAUGGUUUGUUGAGUGGCAGUUGACUCGUUGGUUAUUUUCGAAACGAAAUUACUCUUUAAUGGGCAUUGUACAUACGAAUAAAUAUAUAAUUUGUUAAUGCAUUUGGCGAAAGCUUUGCAUUUAUUAACAAUUUGGAUUUUUUUAUAAAUUUAUAAAUGCAUAAAUAUAUACAGCUGAUGAUAAAUAUAUACAUUGAGUGUUAUGUGACCGAGUGUUGCCAGCUUUAUUGAAUACUAAAAUAUUUUAAAAGUAAUUUAAACUCAUUUUUUUUUUUCAAAUAAUUAUUUUUUGUUAUAAAUAUUUAUCAAAAAUAAAAAAAAUAUAAACUAAAAUUAAAAAAUAUAAAAUAAAAUAAAUAGAAUAUAAAUUAAAAAUAUAACUAAAAUCAAUUAAAGCAUUUUUA
Bactrocera neohumeralis is the source of this 5595-nucleotide messenger RNA. RefSeq lists its product as uncharacterized. The transcript has 9 exons. Bases 2390 to 4393 code for a protein of 667 amino acids. Lineage: Eukaryota; Metazoa; Arthropoda; Insecta; Diptera; Tephritidae. The record is from RefSeq and is a predicted model, not a curated record.